UCGAAACAGCCAUCAACCGCAAAAUGAAGUGCAUUAUUCUCGUUGUCCUAUCCUACGCUGCAUCAUUAAACGCCCAGCCAUUCGGAGGCCUUGGUUUAAGAAGAAUGGGUGGAUUAGGCUUAGGAUCUGGAUUAGGCCUAGGUGGUCUUGAAAUGGGAGAAAUGGGAGGAAUGGGCCUAGGUGGUCUUGGAAUGGGAGGAAUGGGAAGAGGCGGUCUUGGAAUAGGAGAAAUGGGUCUAGGUGGUCUUGGAAUGGGUGGAGGUGGUCUUGGAAUGGGAGGAAUGGGGGGAGGUUACACCAGUGGUGGCGGAUAUGGCGGUGCGGGUUAUGGCAGUGGCGCAAGUGGUAUCGGUAGCCAGGGUUACCAGAAUGCUGGGGCGGGUGGCUUUCACAACGUUGGCGCUCAUCACAAUAAAGUUACAUCUAUAAACCAAGCCGAAGAUUCUGGCUUCCAUAACGUCGGAGGUGGAUCAGCGAUGGAUCACGCCGGUUACGCCGGAAACGGAUAUAAUGGAUUUGAAAACGGUGCCUCACAAUUUGGAAAUGGUUUUGGAUCUGGCAGUCAAGGAAUGAUAUUAUAACUAUAAAAAUAUGACGCUUUAAUUGUAAUCUUGAGUAU
This is a messenger RNA of Pieris rapae (cabbage white), 619 nucleotides long. Its product is annotated as acanthoscurrin-2-like. NCBI's taxonomy places the organism in Eukaryota, Metazoa, Arthropoda, Insecta, Lepidoptera, Pieridae. Bases 24 to 581 code for a protein of 185 amino acids. The record is from RefSeq and is a predicted model, not a curated record. The transcript has 4 exons.